GUCCCCGCAGUAUUUCGGUCCUGGUUUCCGGUCACUAUGUCGGACGCCACGGUAGCGGAUACCCGGCGGCUAAACUCCAAGCCCCAGGACUUGACGGACGCCUACGGCCCUCCCAGCAACUUCCUAGAGAUCGAUAUCUUUAACCCACAGACUGUGGGAGUCGGGCGCAACCGAUACACAGUGUACGAGGUCCGCAUGAGGACAAAUCUGCCCAUCUUUAAACUGAAAGAUUCCUGCGUUCGAAGAAGGUAUAGUGACUUUGAGUGGCUGAAGAAUGAACUGGAGCGAGACAGCAAGAUUGUAGUACCACCACUACCAGGGAAAGCGCUAAAGAGACAGCUGCCAUUCCGAGGGGAUGAAGGGAUAUUUGAAGAGUCAUUUAUUGAAGAAAGAAAGCAGGGCCUGGAACAGUUUAUUAACAAGAUUGCCGGACACCCCCUUGCCCAGAAUGAACGGUGUCUGCAUAUGUUCUUGCAAGAUGAAACAAUUGAUAGGAAUUAUGUGCCAGGCAAAGUGCGCCAAUAAGGGACAAAGGCAAAUCCCUCCACACCUUUUAUUGCCCCUCACAUCAUCAUCGCCUGCUAAAUUACAUAUAUUUUUACACUACUCCCACUUAAACUCCCUUCUCUGCCAUGUUUCCCUUUGCCUUUAAAGGUCACUGUAUCCCCACUCCUGCUGCUCUAUACAGAAUGAUGCCUGAGGGUGCUGACGAAAGCAUUAAACAAGCCUGGCAACCUCCUGUACCAUGGGUAUCUCUGGAAAUAGGAAAUUCAGCACCAGAACCUCCCCUUACAUGUCUUAGCUCUGCAGUGAGAGUGGUGCUGAUACUAAGAUGUAACCCUUUCUUAAGACCACAGUGACCUUGCUGUGGAAGGCUAUGGAUAUAAUUUGAAGGGGAACUUAAGUCUCUUUCCAUGUCUCAUGACCUUUAACCCUCGACAAAUCUUUACAUACAAUCUGUCGAUUAUUAAGGUCUGAGGCUAAUUAAUUAUGCCCUUUCAACCCCCUCAUUAUAUAACUACAUAUGUUUAUGUAACAUUCAGAACAAAUGUUCAUGUAUGGUGUACAAGCAGCUAUAAAAAGAGGCAAGCUUUAAAUCGUGUAUGCUUUAAUAUGCAAGUGACCAAACCAUUAUUGGUCAGAAUAUGAUUUAGCUACUCAGACCUACGCUGGUAUGGCUGCAUUGGCUCUGAGACUAAAAGAAGCUGAAUCCUUCGUUUAAAGCUUUGAAUACCUCGUUGCUAAGAAGAGCAGGCACAGCAGAGAUAUAGUAUAAGGAUUCCAGAGCCAGGUGGUGAAUUCUAUGAUGGGCUCUCAUCCCAUACGAUCAAACAAAAUGCCUUUUUAAUGGUGGAGCUUAACAGAAGAAAACACUGUUUCCCGACAUAAGUUUUGCGUCCACUUCAAAGAUGUUCUUUAACUGCCUGUGAUCAGAUUGGGGAAGACGUUUCUGUGACUGGAUUGAUGGAGUCAUCCCUAGGAUUUGCAGAAGGGAUCAAAUCUGAUGGAAGAUUCAGUGCUCUUCUUGCUCAACUGCAUAGGUGGGGUGGAGGUUGUGGUUGUUAAUUUUCCCUUAAUAGGGUCAUGACUGGAUGGAGAGUGGGGCAGAUGGCCUGCGACAUGACCAUCAGCUGCAGAUUCAGAGGAGCAGUCACCAUCAUCACUGGUCAGCUCUUGAUAGGGCGUCUCAUGUCUGUCACUAGAGGAGUUUGUGUGGCCACCGGUGUAUGCCGAUCAGUUGCAUCAGUGUCAAGCCUGGGCUUCUGGGCAUCUUUGCUGCCUGCGUCCUUGUGUUGGAGAACAUUUCUGUGUAUAUAAAUAUCUAUAUCUCAAAGA
Xenopus tropicalis (tropical clawed frog) is the source of this 1836-nucleotide messenger RNA. It is a transcript of the gene snx12, whose product is annotated as sorting nexin 12. The coding region runs from base 37 to 525 and encodes 162 amino acids. NCBI's taxonomy places the organism in Eukaryota, Metazoa, Chordata, Amphibia, Anura, Pipidae. Gene Ontology annotation, biological process: regulation of protein transport; regulation of protein metabolic process. Gene Ontology annotation, molecular function: phosphatidylinositol binding. The record is from RefSeq and is marked provisional. Gene Ontology annotation, cellular component: endosome. The transcript has 4 exons.